ACAUGCUUUCCGUAAGGAUUAUUUAGACAUACAUUUUAUCAUGUUGCACCGAAAUGUCUUUCGUGGAGGUCAAUAAUCUGUGUAUCACCCAUGAGGUCUUAGUCUGGUUUAUGUUGUGCAUAUACAAAAUUUCAUGCUAUAGAGUCAAGACACAGACAUAUGCUAGUGUGCACAUUGUUUCAUGUGGGCUUUCUGCAUCAAUUCACCGUUCAUGGGGAAAGAUAAUCUGCCCAACUUCCUUGUUUAAUUAAUAACUAUCAGUUUGACCUGACGUCUUUUCUGUUAGUUUGCUGUAGUUGACCUGUGCUCAACAAAGUCAUUAAACCUAGUUAUAUUCCACAAGUCCAUUUGUGUGGAAAGCGUCAAUGACCUCAAGAGAGUGCAAGGGUUUAUGCAAACAAGGCAGCAGAAUUGCGUUACAGUUUAAUGACUUUGAGUCACUCUCCAAGUUAUUGGAGUAAUGGCGUUCCAGUCAAUCGUUGGCGACCAAAGUUGAGACGGCUGCCCGCCACCAGUACUUACCUGACAACCACCCAUGAUGUUCACAGUCCAGGGGUUGUGUGUAUUGCACCUGAUGUUGAGUGUAUGCAGUUGACUGAUGCAACUUGCGCCCUACAUGGUGAGACUGAGAGCCGUAAUCAUCAGGUAUUUCCUCGUGGUCCAGAUGGGGACAAGAUUUGAAUCGUGAAUCAUCUUGGACAAUUUGAUUGCGGCCAAGUUCGUAUACCUGUACAUGUACUGUAACCUUGGAGCUUUGGACGAGCACCUGAUUCUGUGUUUCGAGGAUAUCCCAAGUUCAUCGUACUGUGACCUGUAACCUUUGAACUUUGGACGAGCACCUGAUUCUGUGUUUCGAGGAUAUCCCAAGUUCAUCGAACUGUGACCUGUAACCUUUGAGCUUUGGACGAGCACCUGAUUCUGUGUUUCGAGGAUAUCCCAAGUUCAUUGUACUGUGACCUGUAACCUUUGAACUUUGGACGAGCACCUGAUUCUGUGUUUCGAGGAUAUCCCAAGUACAUCGAACUGUGACCUGUAACCUUUGAACUUUGGACGAGCACCUGAUUCUGUGUUUCGAGGAUAUCCCAAGUUCAUCGAACUGUGACCUGUGACCUUUGAGCUUUGGACGAACACCUGAUGCCGUGUUCGAGGAUAUCCCAAGUUCAUCGAAAUGUGAUCAGUGACCUUUGAACUUUGGACGAGCAUCUGACCGUGUUCGAGGAUAUCCCAAGUUCAUCGAACUGUAUACUUUGAACUGCACAUGUGUUUGAUUUAUUGCUUGAUUGUUGUGUAAUUUUCUUGCUAAUUUUCAAGUAAUUUUACUUGUAGUGUUUGAUAUCUCACAUAAUUUACAUUUUCUUCACAUAAUUGUGUUGAUUGAUUGAUUGACUGGUUGGUAAAAUCUUUUCUGAUUUAUAUAAUAUUGGUAUUGAUCAUAACGUACUGCUAUUCCAUUUUCACUGCUGUAAUUUGAUAGUUCACAAUGUCAGUUUCAAAUGCCAGUAAAUCCAGCAAAGCUGGUACUUCCAGUUCAAUUAGUAGUGCUAGGCUCAAGGCAGCUGCUACUUUAGCAGGCCUUCAGGCAGAAGCCGCAAGCAGGAUAGCAUUGAAAGCCAUUGAAGAGGAAGAGUUGAGACUUGCUCAGCGUAAGCGAGACUGCGAACUCCAGCUGGAAAUUGCCAAGGCAGAGGCGGAGCAAAGGGCUCUGGGAGACAUUGAACAAUCUUCACAUGAAGAGGAGCCUAAGCUAAGUUUACAUGGGUCGACGGCUGCAGAGAAGGUGGAUCAGUGGUUAACUGGUAACCCGCAGCCAUCUGCUCCAGUGCAGCCAUCAUCGUCCAUGUCAGCGAUUCCUUUGCAACGUGAGAUGAUUGACACGCUGCUCUUGCCGAAGUGUGAGCUGGUCAAGUUCAAUGGGGACCCUCUUGAAUACUGGAUCUUCAUCUCUAGCUUUGAUGCAGCUGUUGGCAACACCAGCGUUGGGGCCAGCGCCAAGCUAAAUCGCCUGUUCCAGUAUUGUUGCGGAGAGGCGCUGGCAGUUAUCAGAUGUUGUGCUGUCAUGCAGCCGGAUGAGGGCUACACAAAGGCAAGAGCAUUGCUUCGUGAACGCUUUGGUAACGAUUACAGGAUUUCGGAAACUUGGGUCAGUAAACUUACAGAGGGCCCGCGCAUCCUGCCAGGGGAUUGCAGAGGUAUCCAGAAGUUAGCUGACGAUCUUCGGAGUUGCACACUCACUCUGACAGCGAUGAAAAGGCUUGGAGAAGUUGACACUAAAAGGAGCCUUAGCCUCAUCGUAAAGAGACUGCCACAAUACGUGCAGGGUAAAUGGCGUUCGAAAGCUGUGGGCAUUCUGGACAAGACUGGCCACUACCCCAAUGUUGCAGAACUUGUCAAGUUUGUCAGCAAGGUAGCUCGAGAGGCAAAUGAUCCUGUUUAUGGUUUGGAGAACCGGCACAGCGAUGAGAAAUCACCCAAGAAGAAGGGAUCCAACUACAAUAUCCAAGCCACCGGUGAGGUCGACCACAGGUCUCGGGUUGGGACUGACUCGUCUAAGCGUCAAUGUGGCGAGAACGAAUUGGUGAAAAGGACAGCUUGUCCAUUGUGCUCUGGGGGACAUGCACUCACGGCAUGCAACAACUUUGGUAAGAUGUCUCCUACUGACCGAGUCAAAGUGGCGAGUGAAAACAAGCUGUGUUUCAACUGUCUCUGCAGUAGGCAUUUUUCAAGGCAGUGUAAAGCAGCUCCCUGCGGUUUCCAAGGAUGUAGAGGAAAACACUCGAGGUUGUUACAUGGUGUAUUCCAGAGAGCGAAUUCUGAAGAUGGAGGUGCUCCUAAAGAAUCGCCUGAUGAUCAGAAAGUCGGAGCAACAAGUCUCGCUUGUGGGUCCAGUCAAGAACACUCCAAGAUAGCCCUACCAGUUGUCGCCGUGAUGGUGAGAGGUGCGGGUAGUGGGGAGUGGCUCAAGACAAAUGCUCUUCUUGAUCCCGGGAGCAACAGGUCGUUCUGCACAAUGGAGUUAGUGAAAAUGCUGGGUGUAAAGGGCACCCCACAGUCUUUGUCUCUGGACACGUUGAACGAGAAUGCACAGGUUCAAACAGUUGUGCUUUCGUUGGACGUGUCUGGAACUGUCGGCAAGGCCCAUACCAGAAAGUCUUUCUGCAUACCAGAGAUUCACGCUCUGAAAGAGUUUCCCACUCUGCGAGAUUCCUGCGCUACCCUUGAAGAUGUGAGGAAGUUCAAACACUUGAGAGACAUUCCUGUUCCAUGCGUGGCUAAAGAUGGUGUAGCGAUUCUCAUUGGACAAGAUGCCCCACAGGCCCUGGUUCCAUUAGAGGUGAGGCGUGGUGCGGAAGGCGAACCCUACGCAGUCAGAACCUGCCUUGGAUGGACGGUGAAUGGACCGUUAGCCAGUGGGAGUCCAGCAGCAGCAGUGUCCAACUUUGUUCAAGGCGGCCUUGAAGCUCAGGUCGAGCGAUUUUGGAAGCUUGACACUGCAGACCUAUCAGAUGACAGAACCAUGUCACUGGAUGACAAGAAGGCAGUCAAGACAUGGAAUGACUCAGUCAAUCUUGUUGAUGGCCACUACCAGUUAGACAUACCAUUCAAGUCGAACACUCCCGAUUUGCCUGAGAACAGGAUUGUUGCAGAAAGGCGCUUGCAAUCCCUUGCCAAGCGGUUUACCAAGGACCCCGGUUUGCACUCAAGAUACUGUGCAGAGAUACAAAAUCUGUUGAGCAGAGGGUUUGCUGAGAGGGUGCCUGAGCACGAGCUGGCAUCAUCAACGGGACGAACUUGGUACUUACCUCAUCACUGUGUUCUGAACCCCAACAAGCCUGAAAAGCUUAGAGUUGUGUUCGAUUGCGCUGCUAGAUGCUGUGGUACUUCGUUAAACGACAGAGUAUUACAGGGGCCGGACAUGAUGAACAAGUUAGUUGGAGUCCUUACCCGAUUCCGAGAGCACAAAGUUGGAUUGAUGGGAGACAUCGAGCAGAUGUUUCAUCAGGUUGGAGUCUCCAAGGAACACAGAGAUGUGUUACGAUUCCUAUGGUGGCCUGAAGGGGAUGCUACUCGACCUCCUGAAGUGUUUCGUAUGACGGUCCACCUUUUCGGAGGGGUAUGGAGUCCGAGUUGCGCUGCAUUUGCUCUGCGGCGAACGGCAGAUGACAACGAGGAUAUGUUCAGCAGUGAUGCAGUCCAGGCGGUAAAAGAGAACUUCUACGUUGAUGAUCUUCUUAAAUCCUUCAAGUCGGAGGAUGAUGCAGCAUUCAUGGUGAAGCAGCUGACGCACCUUCUAGCUAAAGGUGGCUUCCACUUGACUAAGUGGAUCUGCAGUAGCAGAAAGGUCAUGGAUUCCGUACCGACGGCUGAAAGAGCCAAGACAGUCACCGACUUGGACCUUGAUCAUGAACGUCUUCCUGUGGAAAGGGUCUUAGGAGUACGUUGGGAUACCGAAGGUGAUCAGAUUGGAGUCAAGAUAAAGUCAAGGCGAGGAUGUCACACUAAGAGAGGUCUGUUAAGCAUUCUGAGCUCCGUUUACGAUCCUCUUGGGUGCGUGUGUCCAUUUGUUCUGUUGGCCAAGCUCAUGUUCCAAAAUGAGUGUAGAAUAGUUGGGAAGGGCUGGGAUGAGCCAUUGGAAGUCAGUACGCAAGAUCAGUGGACCAGGUGGCUGGAUGAUCUUCCCAAGCUGGAGCAGUUUUCAGUUGAUAAGUGUCUGAUUCCUGCUUUCUGA
Messenger RNA from Patiria miniata (bat star), 4726 nucleotides. RefSeq lists its product as uncharacterized. The transcript has 3 exons. NCBI's taxonomy places the organism in Eukaryota, Metazoa, Echinodermata, Asteroidea, Valvatida, Asterinidae. Bases 1481 to 4726 code for a protein of 1081 amino acids. The record is from RefSeq and is a predicted model, not a curated record.